Molecule: messenger RNA, 2440 nt
Organism: Spodoptera litura
Lineage: Eukaryota; Metazoa; Arthropoda; Insecta; Lepidoptera; Noctuidae
Gene: Cda4
Product: chitin deacetylase Cda4
Biological process (GO): carbohydrate metabolic process
Cellular component (GO): extracellular region
Molecular function (GO): chitin binding
Source: RefSeq, a predicted model, not a curated record
GGCUCGGCACAGUGCGCGCGCGCCGGUGAAAGGCGUCAUGUCGAUACUAUACGCAGUGAACAUGCAUAGUGUGCGGACCGCAAACGCCAUGGCCGGGUUACCUUAUAUGCGAAUAUUACUUAUUUGUGCUAUUUUAAUCAAUGGAAGCUACCAGCAGAAAGAUAAGCACGAGGACUUCGUGUGUCCUGAAGGUACACAGGGCAAUGGAAAUUUUGCUGAUCCUGCUACGUGUAGGCGGUUUUACCAAUGUGUGGAUGGCUAUCCGUACUUGAACAGAUGUCCCUCUGGGCUAUACUUCGAUGAUAUUAGCAAGUACUGUACAUUCAAAGCUGAAGCCAGAUGCGGCCCCAUCGCCACAACCCCUGCACCAAUAACUGAAGCACCUCUGGACCUGGCUACCAAGUGUGAUCCUGCGGAAUGCCAGCUGCCUUACUGCUUCUGUUCCAAAGAUGGCACCCUCAUACCUGGAGGUCUCGAUCCAGAAGACACGCCCCAAAUGAUAAUGCUGACAUUCGACGGCGCUGUUAACUUGAACAACUUCGAACUGUACAAGAAAGUGUUCAAUGGGAAAAUCAAGAACCCUAAUGGCUGUCCCAUUAGAGGCACUUUCUUCCUGUCACACGAGUACAGUAACUACGUGCAAGUCCAAGCCCUUGCACAUGAUGGUCAUGAGAUAGCGACGGGCACGGUAUCGCAGCAGCAAGGUCUUCAAGACAAAGGCUACGAAGAAUGGGCCGGUGAGAUGAUUGGCAUGCGCGAAAUUCUUGGCAAGUUUGCCAAUGUAUCGCGAUCAGAAAUCGUCGGCGCCAGAGCACCCUUCCUCAAGCCUGGCAGAAAUACACAGUUUAAGGUGUUAGAGGACUUUGGCUACAUCUACGACAGUUCGGUGGGCGUGCCUCCACUGCCGAUCCCCGUGUGGCCAUACACACUCGACUAUAAGAUCGCGCACGAGUGCAAGUCAGGCACUUGUCCGACCAAGUCGUUCCCAGGUUUGUGGGAGGUUCCAUUCAACGCUCACUACGUAGAGACGUAUGAGGGCGGACACUGUCCCUAUCUCGAUCAGUGUGUGCUACAUAAUCACGACUCCGAUGAGGUGUUAGAAUGGCUGCAAGAAGACUUCAGUCGGUAUUACGAGCAGAACCGAGCUCCAUACAUGAUGCCAUUCCACACGAACUGGUUCCAGAUUAAGGAGCUCGAGCGAGGUCUUCACAAGUUCUUGCAGUGGGCCUCCAGUCUGAAGGACGUUUGGUUUGUAACUGUCACCCAAGCUCUGACCUGGAUGACUGACCCGAAAUCAGCGAAAUCGCUCAACAAUUACGAAGCCUGGAGAUGUGACCGCAAGGACUACCCGGCGGCUCCAUGCAAUCUGCCCAACAAAUGUGCACUAUCCUUCAAACCUGCUGAUACCAAUUUCACCGACACGAGGUACAUGGAGACCUGCAGCGAUUGCCCCAACCAAUACCCAUGGCUUGGUGACUCUGGCGGGACGGGAAUCCCCGGCAAAGACAACUAUAUACCCGACAAUCUUAGGAGGAAGUAGAUUGCCAGUAGUCCUUUAUUGACAUUGUACGAGUAUGUGGUCUAUUCAGAAUAGUUUAGCAAAUCUUAAAAAAUGAUUUGUGCUGAUAUACCUACUGACUUUGGGAUGUUGAAUAGCUCUAAGAACACAAAAAGUUUUAUUUCAUUGUAAAGUAGGUAGUAUAAUGAAUAAGUAUUAUCUUUUUGAAAUAUUUAUUAAGGAUAAAGUGCACUGAAGUAAAUCACUUAGAAUCAAGUCGGUUUCUGAACUGCUUCCAUAUAAAAGCCCGUCUAGUUAAUUUUUACUGAUAUUAAUUAGUCUUAAUUCGAUGGCAAACGUAAUUAAAUGUAAUAACGAUUGUAGUAACAUUAUAUUGAGAGAAGUAGUCUAGACGUUAUCAUUCAAAUCUACUCAGGAGUCGUCAACCUUCUGAAGUCUCUGAAAUUUGUCUUAUAUUCUGUUCUGAAUAGAAAACAUACGAACAUUUUGUAUAUAUUUCGUUUUCUAAGUAAUUAAGGCAUAGUGACUAGUCGUCGCAAUUUUUUUAUUAUAAUAAUUAUGACUUGAGACGUUUUUUUAAGUACUUUGUGGCGAGAAAACUAAACUCGAACAAUUUAUUUAUAAGAUAUGAAAUUUCGUGUAAUUAUUAUUGUACUUAUUGAACAGUUGCCAUGUUUUGACCAAAAUACUCCUUAACUAUGACAACACUGGGGGCAAGUUGCGGGACAAUGGAAAAAAUCGUAUUUUUUUAUUUUGGUAAUGUGUUGAUCCAAAAUGUUUGUUUGUAGCCCUCAAAGUUGUUAAGAAAUACCUCGAGAUACUCCUAGCUUGGUUAUAUUAUAUUAAAAUAUAUAUUUUAUAAAAUAUCUUUGAACAACAUUGGUGCUUUGUAAUUAUAAGUGGAAUAACUGUUUUCAUUGU